Molecule: messenger RNA, 747 nt
Organism: Triticum turgidum subsp. durum (durum wheat)
Lineage: Eukaryota; Viridiplantae; Streptophyta; Magnoliopsida; Poales; Poaceae
Source: the annotation of a GenBank genome assembly
AUGCCGCCGCUGGCGAGGGCAUCACAGCGAAGCCGGUAUUCCAAGAAAAGGGCGCCGCCGGAGAGGGACUGGGCGGAGCUGCACCAGGACCUGAUCUCGUGCAUCCUCCACAGGCUGGACCAGGCCGAGCUCCUGAUCGGCGGCGUGGCGGGCGUGUGCCGUUCAUGGCGCCGCGCCGCCCGGGAGGAGCCGGAGCUGGGGCGCCGCAUCGACCUGCGCGGCGGCCUGUGGUUCGUCCCGCCGUUCCGCCGCGAGUGGAGCCUCGAGACCAUGGUGCGGAAGGCCCUGCGGCUCGGCGCCGGCCAGUGCGAGGCCUUCCUGUGCGAGCGCGUCGACGACGACAUCCUCCUCAUCCUCGCCGAGCGGGCACCCUCGCUAAAGAGCCUUCAUCUCAUUAGCUCAUCUGUCUCCGAUCAAGGAUUUGAAAAGGCGAUCAAGAUGUUACCCCUGCUUGAGGAGCUCGAGAUUUCCCAGUGUUUAAGCAUACAUAGUAUGAAGGUGUUUGAACUUGUUGCUAGAGAAUGCCCAUUGCUGAAGCACUUCCGACAUGUUGCGGGAAUGCACUUCGCAAAUGGUAAUGCAGUAGCAUUUGCGGCUGCAAGUAUGCACAAGCUACGUUCCUUGCAUCUUGUCGGCCAUACCUUCCACAGUGAAGGACUGGUAGCCAUCCUUGACAACUGCCAUGAUCUAGAUGACCUCAACAUGCGAGAGUGCAAACCUAUUGCAUUGAUGACAGCCUACAAGUGA